AUUGGAGCUAGUGGCAAACUUACACAGGCUCACACAGGCUCACACGGCCUCCCACAGCCUCACACACUCCUGCUCUUGAACCCCUUCACACCACGCUAGGAGGCCCGGUGCUUCCCAUCACUCCCCUGAACACCCGAAGAGCCUUUAGCAUCACACAGAUUUCUGCACACACCCAAGAACUCUCAGGCUCCCACCCUGUCCGUGGCCCUUCUCACAUCACCUGUCAUGGCGCCUCGUGUGGCCGUCCUACUGGCCUUUAGCCUGCUGGCUCUCGGGACCUUCCCAGCCCCAGCUCUGGGGGGUGCUAAUGAUGCAGAAGACUGCUGCCUGUCUGUGACCCAGCGCCCCAUCCCUUGGAACAUCGUGAAAGCCUUUCGCUACCUCCUUAUCCAGGAUGGCUGCAGGGUGCCUGCUGUUGUGUUCACCACACUAAGGGGCUACCAGCUCUGUGCACCCCCAGACCAGCCCUGGGUGGACCGCAUCAUCCGAAGACUGAAGAACAAACACAAUAGAGGUUAACCAUGACAGCACCGGAAGGAGCCUGGGACGUGAAUCGCCCUGGUCCAAGAAACCAAGGACCAGAAGAGGACCAGGCCUCCUGAUGCCCUGCCCCAGACCUAACGAUCCAUGUCUGUGCCAAGAGAGUCAAUGUGAAUGUGAACAAGGGAGUUUGUGUGGCUAGAGCACUGCCUCUCCAUGGCUAGACAUCACUGUUUCCAAUAAAGCUGCUUGGUACUUA
Messenger RNA from Meriones unguiculatus (Mongolian gerbil), 739 nucleotides. It is a transcript of the gene Ccl19, whose product is annotated as C-C motif chemokine ligand 19. Gene Ontology annotation, molecular function: CCR chemokine receptor binding; chemokine activity. The record is from RefSeq and is a predicted model, not a curated record. Gene Ontology annotation, biological process: cellular response to interleukin-1; positive regulation of GTPase activity; G protein-coupled receptor signaling pathway. Gene Ontology annotation, cellular component: extracellular region. Lineage: Eukaryota; Metazoa; Chordata; Mammalia; Rodentia; Muridae. The transcript is spliced from 4 exons. Bases 226 to 519 code for a protein of 97 amino acids.